This is a messenger RNA of Misgurnus anguillicaudatus (oriental weatherfish), 1188 nucleotides long. RefSeq names its product phosphoethanolamine/phosphocholine phosphatase 1 (gene phospho1). Gene Ontology annotation, molecular function: phosphatase activity. The record is from RefSeq and is a predicted model, not a curated record. NCBI's taxonomy places the organism in Eukaryota, Metazoa, Chordata, Actinopteri, Cypriniformes, Cobitidae.
AUAUCGUUCAACGGACUUUUAAUGUUUGUUACGUCAAAUGAUGGGAGGCGUGGCUUGGCCGGUGAACGUCACUGCGGUUCCAUGAAUCACCGUAGGACCAUAAAUCUCCAACACUGUUGAACAACCGGUCAUACCCAGAAAGCAGCCGGGUUUGGACGACAGGUAGUGAUGACCAACUAGACGUGUCGUUCCAGGUGACAGUGCACAGAGGCGACCUCAAAGCGAUAAAGAAGGGGAACAAGAGGAGCUAGAGAAGAAAACUUGUACUGUCCGUUUAUUAUUCUUGUCCAUGAUGCGGGACUCUGUCUUCAACUGCUGUGUUUCCCCAUCCCACCCCCCUGGAGGAGCAGAGGAGCAUCAUGAGCAUAGUAGCAGAGCUCAGGCCCAGCCCCCUAAUGAUAGGCGUUUCCUUAUAUUCUUUGACUUUGAUGAGACCCUUGUGGAUGAGUGCAGCGACGACUGUAUGGUUACCGCGGCGCCUGGUGGAGCCCUGCCCGGUUGGCUGAAGGACACGUACCGCCCUGGUCACUAUAAUGAGUACAUGCAGCGUGUGCUGGCCUUCCUCGCCGAACAGGGGGUCACGCCGGCAACCAUCAGAAGCACAGUGCAAAAGCUCCCUCCCUGCCCUGGCAUCCCAGCUUUAAUGCAAUUCUUGCUUUCCCAGCCGUCACGUGACUUUGAGGUCAUUUGUGUGUCUGACGCCAAUACCGUCUUUAUAGAGACGUGGCUGCAGCACUUGGGGUUCCUCCCACUGUUUCUACGCAUUUUCAGCAACCCAGCUCACUUUGAUGAUAAUGGGCAGCUGCAGCUUCGCCCCUUCCACUCCCACGACUGCCUGCGGUGCCCGGCGAACAUGUGCAAGGCGGUGGUGGUGAGACAGUACUUGGCCCAGCGCAUACGUGAGAGGGGUGGGCGACCCUAUCAGAAGGUUCUGUAUGUAGGUGAUGGUGCCAAUGAUUUCUGCCCAUCACUAACCCUAUCACCAGGUGAUAUUGCGUUCCCCCGUUGGGACUUCCCAAUGCACAAACUGAUCCGAGAGAUGGGGGAAGCCAAACCUGGAGAGUUUAAGGCCACUGUGGUGCCCUGGAAGAGUGGAGAGGAUGUCAUUAGCACACUAAAGAAGAUAUUAGAGAGGCCUUAAACUGAUGGCUUGAUAUCUAUGAAAGCUGCAUGCAUAUAUAUAUAUAU